Molecule: messenger RNA, 3253 nt
Organism: Fomitopsis serialis
Lineage: Eukaryota; Fungi; Basidiomycota; Agaricomycetes; Polyporales; Fomitopsidaceae
Exons: 9
Coding region: 167-3211 (1014 amino acids)
Biological process (GO): protein phosphorylation
Molecular function (GO): protein kinase activity; ATP binding
Source: RefSeq, a predicted model, not a curated record
AUCCCGGCGUCAGCGACGACGACGACGACAUCCGACACGACGACGAAUUCUUGCUCUUUCCUCCCCGUCGCCGCGCGUGGCUCUCUCGUGGUGCUUCAGCGGCUCUCAACGUGGCUUGCAAACACCCCUAGUCGAAAUCAAGUCGAACUUGUCGUAAUCCGCGGGUAUGGCCCAACGGCAGCGCGUACAUUCUAGAGUUACUUCCGUACCAGACGCCGCCCACCUCCUCCGCAAGAACCUCAAAACGCGACGCGCUAUCGGCUCGCGUAGACGCGUCACUUACGCCAACCCUUAUAUCUCCCCCAGUUCCAGCUCUCACGGCCGUGGCCCGUCCAGCUCCCCUCCCCAAUCUCCACGCCAGGUGUUGGUCCCAGUACAGUUCAAUCUGCGCAGGCUGCCUUCGCGCUCGUUUGGCGAGAAGGAUAGGAUGCGCCAUGAGGUGGAGACUUACCACCGUAGCCUUACUGGCACGAAGCGGAAACGCAUCGUGAGCGGUGCAGAGAACACAGCCAGUGUACGCGGUUCGCGCGGAAGUAGGGUUAAACGGCGCAAGGCUACGCACAACUCAAGUGACGAUGAGAUCACCAGCGGUAUGGACGUAGACGAUCAGUCUCGUUGGGAAGCUUCGGACAAUUCCGAAGACGAACAGGACCUGGAUUCAUCCGAUAAUUUCCUUAUCGACGACGCCCACCCCAGGCAACUCUUGCGUCUGCGCAAGGACGAGCUUGUUCGUCUUUACGUCGCCGCCGGGCUCUCCGAAGACGCGGAACUUCUGACGAAGCCCGAAAUUGUCGACUGCAUCGUUGCCGCCCGUGAUGACGUUGCGGAGCUACCUCCUUCGUCUCCCCCGACAGCCAUCGACAGUGGCUCCAGUGAUUAUUCUUCCGAUGGUGGGAGCGUUGCCGGAGGGGAGGAAACGGACUUCACAGGUCGGGCACGAAACGGAUUGAGGAGGCGAGCGACUAUGGCGGACCUGAGCCAUGGCUCGCGCCCACGUCCCUCAGAUAGAUGCCUAUCACUAGGCCAAAUUGAUCCUGAUGCCUAUGCUGCGAAGCGUGCCAAAUAUAACGGCAUCGUUGGAACCGUACGCGCUGGAGGGCCUUCGACACGGCGGCGAGGAAUGAGCAAUGCGAGCUCCCUUCGGUCUUCUCCCACUUCGUCAGCUGCUGCGUCUCUUCCAUCACCUCCUGCUACACGACUGCGAUCCCGCAAGUCGUCCCACGAGGAGAAGUCGUCUACGCCUUCAUCAAGCCAUAGCAAGGGCCGCGGCAAAGGCAAGCAAGUCGAAUUUAGCGAGAGUGUCCAAAUCAGCGAGGCGAAAGACCCUCAACCCUUUGAUGAUGAAAGUGAUUUGACCGACUUGACGGAAAUUGAGGAGUCAAUCGCUGCUACGUCACCCAGUCCACGGCGCUUACGGAGCAAGGGCGAGAAGCCACGAGUGGUGAGCCGCAAGGGCAAGGAGAAGGCGCAUGAUGGUGCCCUCGACUCAGGUAAACGGGUCACGCCUAUGCGGAAGGCGAAGAAAAACGUUGGUUCCUUGGCCGAGGAAGAUGAUGACGAGGCAGAGGACGAUGAAGACCAGCUAGAGAGCGAUGCAGAGCAGGAGGAAGAGGAAGACCAACUAGCGUCGCCGUCACCACUGCGAACUCCUGUCAAACGACGCCUACGCCCACGACGGAUUCAGACGCAUACGCCGCCUAGUGAUGGCGAUGAUGAGCAAAGUGCGGAUGAGGACGUAGAGGAGAGCAUUGAUGGUGAGGAGUCGAGUGAGGACGACGAUGCCACCAUCGCCGGGGAUGAGUCGGUGGAGGAGGAGCCCAUUGUCGAGCCACGGGUACUGAGGAGCGGCAAGGUGGUUGCCGAGGAAGACGAGGAGUCUCUCGGUGAUGAGGAUGAGGACGACGAGGAUGAUGAAGAAGACGACGAUUACCGUGACUCCGCUGCUGAGGAGGUCGUCAUCGACGCUGAUGGUGAGGCUGAGGGAGGCGAGGAGAUCGAGGAGUCGAUGGAUGACGAUAUCGAUCUCACUAUUGCAACGACAAAGACACUCGUUCGUCUUCGCCGAGGUGACCUCGUGCGGUUAUGCGAGACUCGCGACAUCGAAGCGUCUGGCACCAAGCCACAGCUCGCUGAGGCGCUUCUACAAUGGCGGGACAAGCACUGUAGCUCGCCAUCAUCGACGGGUACCGUAAGACCUCCCUCCACCAUGAAACCUCGCGUGAAUGGCAAGCGGAAAAGCGGAAGCAAGAGCAAUAGCCCGCCUGUCCUUGACCGCUCAGAUCGAGUCCACCUCGACGAGCCUCGGACGCCACCAGUGUCCGGGCGGACAAAGGCCACUGAGCCUGAGUUGGAGCUCGAUCUAGAGAGCUUGGGGCUGGAGGACAGGGAGAUUCCACCAGACAAGUUGACGAAGCUCGAGAAGAUCGGUAGCGGCGGCUUCAAGGACGUCUUUAUUGGUAAAUUCAAGGGUCGCAAGGUCGCGAUUGCUGAGUUCCGUGGCCAGCUAAGCGAGAUGGACAUUAAGGAGCUGAAGCUGCUGGGUGAUUUCGACCACCCGAACAUCGUCAAAUUCCUCGGUGUGAGCAUUCCGGAGAAUACGAAGGAGACUCCUGUCAUGAUAGUUAGCGAGCUUUGCUCUAACGGCGACCUAUUCGACUACGUCCGCAACGUCAACCCUCCUUCAUUGUAUAGAGUGUUGUCCAUCAUGCUGGACAUCGCUAGAGGACUAGAGUAUCUUCACACACGGAAACCGUCGGUCAUUCAUAGAGACUGCAAAUCGUCGAAUAUCCUUAUCACCUCAAGGGGCGUCGCCAAGAUCACAGACUUCGGGCUGGCUAAGGUCAAGCAAUCCACUCGGUCUAUGGUUCGCAGCUUGGUGGGGACGGUCAACUGGCAAGCCCCAGAGCUCUGGCACCCGCAUCCGAAGUACAACCACAAGGUUGACGUCUUCUCAUGCGCGAUGGUCUUCUGGGAAAUGCUCCAAUGGCAUGUACCGAACAAGAAAUUCCCGUGGGAGGGUAUGAACGAACAUGCUAUCUAUGAUAUCGUAGGUCAUAAGCGUCAAAGGCCUUCCAUUAGCGGGCUGCGAAAGCACUGGUGUCCCGAGAUCGUUGAUCUUAUGGAGCGGAUGUGGGCUCACGAGCCCAAUGAGCGUCCGACGAUGGCGGAAGUCGUUGAGGAGCUGGAAGAUCUCGUUCGCAAGUAUCGCUAGCGCCUCUGCAUCUUGCUGCUAUCAUCUGUUGGACUGGGUCUC